AGCGGAGCUGCAGCGCUCUAUCAGACUGAGCGACUGGUUCCGGCUCACAGACAACGGGGACAUGGCGUCGCUCAUUCAGCUGAUGUGCUGGCCAGGAGACUGGGGUCUGCCCUCCGUCCACACCGACUCUCUCAUCAUAUUGGCAUAUGCCAAAUUUUCACGGGCUCCUCUAAAAGUGCACUUUAUUAAUAAUCCAUGGAAAACACCUACAGGAGACAUUCCAGUAUUAAUUUCUGACAAUAUGAAUGUAGUGCAACCUGAAAAUAUUCUGAAUUUCCUGAGAAAACAGAAAUACAACGCAGAUUAUGAAUUAACAGCUAAAGAGGGAGCUGACACUCUGGCAUUUAUUGCACUGAUAGAAGAGAAGUUGCGUCCUGCAUUGCUGCACACUUUUUGGGUGGAUAUUGAGAAUUACUGCAAUCUGACUCGACCGUGGUUUGCUUCAAGAAUCCCCUUUCCAUUGAACUUCUACUUACCAGGGCAGAUGUCAAGAUCUGCAAUGAAUCAAAUUGUUCUGACCAAAGGAGAACCACCUUUAUACAACCUCAAGGAGGUGGAAGCGCAGAUCUACAGGGAUGCCAAAGAAUGUUUGAACCUUCUAUCCUACAGAUUGGGAACAUCAAAUUUCUUCUUUGGGAAAAUACCAACCAGUUUUGAUGCCUUUGCAUUUGGAUUUCUUGCUCCUCUGUAUAAAGCAGAGCUGCCUAAUGCCCACCUCCAGAAGCAUUUGCAUCAGCUCCAUAAUCUGUGCCAAUUCUGUGACAACAUCCUGAGUCAGUACUUCACACAAAGCUCUACAGAAGAUAUGAUGGAUGCAAACCUACAGAAGCUGACGCAGCUUGUAAACAAGGAAUCCAACCUGAUUGAGAAGAUGGAUGACAAUCUUCGCAACAGUCCCCAACACAAACCUCAAGUUGCACCCCCUUCAAAAUUGAUGCCCAUGGGCAGUGAAGCCUGCUCAUCGCGACACUGAUUGUCUUGACUCUUUUUGCAUAUAUAUUUGCAGCAAAUCUUCAGUUAACAGAACUUUAACGUGACCAUGGAUCUAAAGAGCGGGUAAUGGGAGAUAAUUUUUAAAAAGUGCCAUUUUACGAUGAGGUAUCUAAUGUGCUGACCUGAACAUGUAUCCAAGAUGGAGAUCUGAAGGAUUCACUGAACACUGUGGGAUUCACCAGGUGUUGUUUCCAAUUCAGCAACUAGCACUUAGGAAACAGUACCCUUUCAGAUAUAAUUUAUCAGACAUGCAUUUAUUAUUACUUGAGCAAAUAUUAGUGUUUUAAAUGUGUUAAACUACAAUAGAUAAUUGACUGCCAUUAGACAUUCUAGGUUGAGAUAGUGCUACUUAUUAUAGAUGGAGGUGAGACAUGCCAGUUUUUGAAGGGUUGACCAGGUGGCUGACAGUUCUGGAGGCAAACGUCAUCUGGAAGCCAGAGCGUUUCCUAGAAUACUGUACUGUUUUAGUGCUGCAGUCUAUAUCAUACAGAUGUUGUCCAACUCUGAUCUGUCUUGUAACGAGUGAACAGCCACUCUUUUAAUAGCUGUCACCAGUAGUUCACUCACCUGAAAAAAUUGUACCUCAAGUAAUGUUUCCAAAGGGCUGUAGUUAUUACGCCUCAAUCAAUGUAUUGUCGCCUCUGUAGUUUUAGUGGAGACAGCUUCAGGAAAGAAUACUAACGUAUUGUAAAUAAUGUCAGGAUAUUAUUUUCCUAAAAUUCCAUAGAUUAAUAAAGUAAAGAAAAUAUUAGAACGUAUUAAAAACACUGACUUUAGAAAUCAUUUUGGAGAAAAAUGUGUUUGGUUACAUAAAUGUAUGUAAUGGUUACUAACAAACUUAUGUGCAUAAGAAAACAAUCAAUUAGAAUCAGUUAAGGUUUGUACCCUAUCAAAUUUAGUUCAGAUGCUGCUGUCAUUUGAAGUCAUAAAACUUCCUGCAGUUACGACUGAAUCAGUUAACUUGAGUUAGUGUGUCGAAUUUAAUCUCAAAAUGUGUGAUGGGAAGAAUCUUCAGAGUGGAACCUGAUCAAAUAUUUUUAGUGGCCUGUUUAUAACCAAAUUGUUUGAACCCAAGUUAUUCAAGAGAAAUUGUAACUUGGUUGAAAUUUGUGUUUAAAUUGUAAAUCAGUGCAUUAAUAAGUAAAAUGUCAGCUUAAAUGAUAUGCUUAAAUUGCAGUUCAAGUGUGAUGAAGCUAACUUUGGAAAAGGACAUUAUCGUGCCUUUAAGUACGUUCUUGUUAAACUCAGAUUUUGCCUUGAUAAAAUACAGUAAGACCAUUUUACUCUAAAGAAAAGCUUCAAAUCAUUAUGUUAGCAAGGGUGUUUGUCUACGUAAAUAUAUUUUUGAAAGUUUAGGACAUUUUCUGUACUUUAUACUGUUCUUUACUGUUUGACAUUCUCCUCAAGAAUACUUUACUUUAUUUGCAAAAUGAAAAUCUGGAGUGUGGAUGCCACCAUGCCACAUGUACUGUGAUACAUUGCUAAUAACAGUUUAAAUACAAGAAAAAUUGAGAAUAUUUGCACAAGGCUACUUAGUAAAUGUGAUUUUGUAUUAAAUGCAGAUACUGAGCCAGUUUUGGUUAACCAUCUAUCUUUCAUAAUGAAAAUAGGAAGUGCGAGCAAUACUCAGCAGGUCUGGCAGCAUCUGUGGAGAGAGAUGCACUUAACAUUUUUGACUCAAACAUGGACUUUAUAGAAAAGUAAUUGUUUUGUAGUACAUAACUUAAAUAUUGCUAAAAGGAGAUGAGAUGUUGAAGAUAUUCAUUUUGCACUCAUCAGAACUAGGAUGCAAGAAACAGACUUGAGAAAGGGGACACUAUUUUAUACACAUAACGUGGUUCUGAUUGGUAUCCUUCGGUGCCAUUCACUACAAGAUCAGUCUUAAUGGCAUUCUUGUGAAUAAGGCCAUAGCCAUCAGCUCAGGACUUGAUGCUGAGAUAGGGCAUAUCAAAAAACUAUAAUGGAUAUGCCGAUCAAGUCAUCAUUCACUUUAAAUAAACCAAAACAGAUGAAAGGGCUAAUGUCCUCCAUCUUUGGCCCUGAGCAGCGCCCAGCCUCCCUCGGAUUAUGCUGGAAGAUGAAGAUGUCUCCAAAAUUUGAAUGACAGGUGUCUCACACUGCUGGUAUACAGUA
This is a messenger RNA of Rhincodon typus (whale shark), 3126 nucleotides long. It is a transcript of the gene mtx3, whose product is annotated as metaxin 3. The transcript has 9 exons. Gene Ontology annotation, biological process: mitochondrion organization. The coding region runs from base 62 to 973 and encodes 303 amino acids. The record is from RefSeq and is a predicted model, not a curated record. Gene Ontology annotation, cellular component: SAM complex. Lineage: Eukaryota; Metazoa; Chordata; Chondrichthyes; Orectolobiformes; Rhincodontidae.